GCACCAAGAGGGAGGGACCAGAACCCAAUAGACACAGGUAAAGGACGUAAUCACAGUCACUUCGCCGUCAAGAUGAAGAGGCUACUGUCGUUUAUUGCUGCAGCUGUGUUCGUCGGAUGUUGCCAAGGGUGCGAUCAGGGCUAUGAGCAGGUCGGAGACGCCUGCCUGGCCUUCCACCUCGGCUCGGCAUAUAACUGGACAGAGGCGGACGUGGUAUGCAGUGAACAGUACGGAGGUGUUCUGGCCAAGGUGACGAGUGCCUCCGACCUCAGAGCCAUCUACGAGUAUAUCAUUACUUACGGGCUGACUGAUUCCUUCUGGCUUGGCGGAUCCGAUCUGCUGGCCGAGGGUGACUGGGUGUGGCUGGCUGACAGUAGCAGAGUGUCUAAGGCAACUCCUUUCUGGGCCCUUGCCAAUGGUCUCUUCGGCUACAUCCACGAGCCAUCUGGAGGCCAAGAAGAGAACUGCCUCCUGCUGGACAAGAAGAAGAAGUACUUUUUCAACGACGAAGACUGCGGCGCGUACCACCACCUCAUAUGCAUGCAAAUGUAGCCUAACCCCGGGAACCAUUGCCACUGCGUCCCUUAUCCGUGUCUUAAUAUCAUAUAGCAUGUAUAAAUACGACAGGUCAUUACGUUCAAUAACAACAUUAUAUUAACUUGAGUCUUGUUCUUUCAUAUCCUCGUAGAGACUAAGAACAGAUAAAGAACUACAUAGCAAAGAGACCAAUAUUUAAACUGGGCUUGUCAUAAGCUUCAAGUCGUUUCGCUCUCUUAUGUCUGUUAUUUUGCUAUGAACACUUCUUUCUUCAGAUGCUAAAAAAAAAAAGAAAA
Messenger RNA from Scylla paramamosain (green mud crab), 833 nucleotides. Its product is annotated as perlucin-like protein. The coding region runs from base 73 to 552 and encodes 159 amino acids. The record is from RefSeq and is a predicted model, not a curated record. The transcript is spliced from 4 exons. Lineage: Eukaryota; Metazoa; Arthropoda; Malacostraca; Decapoda; Portunidae.